GUCAUGCACUCGUCGGUUGAGCGAGCGCGCCGCGGUUUUUGCGUGACCCGAUUGGAGUAUUAGAGGAAGCUUCCUUCUGUCAGAUUGGUAUCUACACGGUAACCUGUUCUCCCCACUCCACACCACCACUAUCCCUAUUACCGGCAUCUACCACCCGAGUCGAUGCUACCUGGAAAACGAAGUGCCGAAAUUAUGUCCGUUUCGGUGGCGUUCAUUGGAGUACUGAUGCUGCAUUCGGUCUCCUCGCAGAACGCUGGCUUUGUGAAGUCUCCCCUGUCUGAGACCAAACUAACAGGUGACACCUUUGAGUUGUACUGUGACGUGGUCGGUAGCCCGACCCCAGAGGUUCAGUGGUGGUACUCCGAGAUCAACCGGGCCGACUCUUUCCGCCAGCUCUGGGACGGCGCCCGUAAACACCGCGUCUCCAUCAACACGGCGUAUGGCACCAACGGCGUGAGCGUUUUGGGCGUGACUCGUCUCGGCCUGGAGGAUGCUGGGACGUACGAGUGCCGGGCCAGUAAUGAUCCAAGGAGGAAUGACCUGCACCAAAACCCUGCCACCACCUGGAUCAGAGCACAGGCCACCGUUACUGUGUUGCAGAGAGAAAAGCUGUCAAACAAAGAGGACCAUAUCACCCCAUCUAAUCACUACAGCCCUGCCCUAACACUGCAGUUCUGCCCCCUACACAUGUACAGUCUGCCCCCUACACAUAGGAUUGAUUGUUUUGUGGUGUUUGUUUUGUGUAAAUAUAGCUUGAAGAAGCCCAGAGGAGAGGAUGCAGGGGAGUACAUGUGUGUCUACACCUUUAAAAUGGCUCCUCCUGCUAACGCCACCAUCGAGAUUAAAGCUGUUCCUGACAUCACAGGCCACAAGCGUAGUGACAAUAAGAACGAGGGCCAGAAGGCCCUCCUCUACUGUAAGGCCACUGGCUACCCCUACCCUAUCUGGACCUGGCACAAACUGGACAAUGGGUUCUACGCGGACAUUGAAAACUCCUCCGGCCGUUUCUUCAUUAACAACAAAGACAACUACACUGAGCUGAGCAUCAUCAACCUGGACAUCGGCUCCGACCCGGGGGAGUACCAGUGUAACGCCACCAACAUGAUCGGCACCUCGUCCGUGGUGUCUGUACUGCGGGUCCGGAGCUACCUGGCCUGGCUUUGGCCUCUGCUGGGCGUCCUGGCCGAGGUCAUUAUCCUGGUCAUCAUCAUCGUGGUCUAUGAAAAACGCAAGAAGCCAGACGACAUACAAGACGAUGACGAACCAGCUGGACCAAUGAAAACUAACUCCACCAACAAUCACAAAGACAAGAACCUUCGUCAGAGGAACACAAACUGAGAACACUGAUAAUAACAUAUUAUACAUGUAUGUAUCGACCAUAUGAAGGUAACCAGGAAAAGGGAUUUAUAGAAAUGUGUUAAUAAGAAUUUAUCUACCGAAUACAACGACGUAGAAGAAGAAGAGGAGGGAGGAGCUACUGUAAAUGUCUGUAUUGUAUGACGAGGCAUGCCUUCUGAUUUUGAUUAUCUAGCUAUCGUGUGACAAGGGUGAAGAAUGUGAUCAAUGAACGUGAUCCCAUAACAUUAUGAAUGAUUUACGAAGUGUCUAUGGAAGCAUUAUAACCAUUGUUUGCUGCAUGCAGUUAUUGAUUGUCGCUGUUUAUUGAUUGUUUUGAUUUGAUUAUUUAUUCUGAUCAAAUUCUUAUCAUUUUUCCCGAUUUUUACUCAAUUCUGAAGUCAUGCAUGCAAGGUACUCUAACUUUCUGUUUGGUCCAGACAUGACAUGGCUUUUUGGGUUUGUGUCCCAAAUGACACUCUUUUUCCCUAUAUAGUCCCCCCGCCCCCCAAAGGUCUCUGGUCAAAAGUACUGCACUCUAUAGGGCAGGAGUAUUCAAAUCUCAUCAUACAACCUCUGUUGAACUGAUGCUUUUUUUCUUCUUCGGUUUUUCUACCUGUUAAUGCAUCUGUCCUACCUGGUGUUCCAGGUCUAAACCAGGCCCCCGGAUUAAAGACAAAGGAGUGGAAAUGGUUUCAAAGUCCAGAUUUGAAUGUGAAUGGAAUGAUAUGGAAUAGGGUGUCACUUGGGACUCAGACUUGUUUUUUUUUGUUUACUUAGAUAAUAGAGAAUCACUAUUUGUGUUGACUAUGAGGAGCUAAAGACUUUGCAAUGUAAAAAGGGAGGAACCCCCCCCACCUGCCCGCCACCACUUCUAAUCUGGUAUGACAGUAGAUCGGUACAGUUUAUCAUUCUGCUGCAUACCAUUUUAUAGCUCGAUUACUUAUUUAUUCAUAUGUUAUCAGAUCACAUCUGGUUUCGCAUUUUAGUAAGGGCUUUGCAAUGUCCCUGUCUUUUUGAAUUUGAUUGAAAAUUCCUAUAUUUAACAUGUACUGUAUGUAUCCAACCACCUUAUAUAACAAUACAUGUAGUAAUAUGAAGGAUAUUCAUUCAUGAGAUGCACUUACAUUUUGGAAAAAUCAUGGAAAUAAAAAAAGGUCUCUAUAAAGUUAAUUUAGUAUGUAAUUGUAACAACUCCUCCUAAUUAUUCUGACUGCUGUGUUUAACUGAAAUAAAAGUGUGUAUUGUGUAUAGCAUGGCUAUUAUCCUAUGCAAUAAUAAUCCAUAUUGAUAUUAAUAUAUACAAAUCCCUCUUAGCAGCUUUUAGAUUCUCUAUGUUGAUCUAGAAUGAUCUUUAGAGCAUUGAUAGAUAGCGUACCAGACAGCUUGUUGAUCUCUAUAGUUGAUAAUGUUAUACAGUAUAUCUAGAAGUUGGAGCUAGGUAGGAGGCAACAGGAACUAUGUUAUGUAUGUCAAGAUUGCCACUUGUAAAGCAAUCCCAAAGUCAAUCACAAGUCAUUUUUAAGAAUAAAAACUUUAAAAAUAAA
Messenger RNA from Oncorhynchus masou masou (cherry salmon), 2882 nucleotides. RefSeq names its product neuroplastin-like. NCBI's taxonomy places the organism in Eukaryota, Metazoa, Chordata, Actinopteri, Salmoniformes, Salmonidae. Gene Ontology annotation, biological process: axon guidance; homophilic cell-cell adhesion; dendrite self-avoidance. The record is from RefSeq and is a predicted model, not a curated record. Gene Ontology annotation, molecular function: cell-cell adhesion mediator activity. The transcript is spliced from 11 exons. Gene Ontology annotation, cellular component: axon; plasma membrane. The coding region runs from base 163 to 1338 and encodes 391 amino acids.